AUUUUAGCCCUCUAUGGAUUUGUAACUUGGAAAAUACGAGUUGCACCCAAAUGCAACAUCCGCACAAGCCUCGGACACUGAAAGCAACAAGCUGGACUGGACCGAGCGCUUCCCGCUGUAGCACCGUGUAGUCGGAACUGACGGGAAAACAGCAACGAAACGAGGUUAUUUGGCUAACAAAACGCUGGUUUGUCUAGCUAUCUACUGGCCUUUCAGAACUGCACUGGAGGAGGGAAGAUGUCUGCGGUCUAUAAAGGUGACCAGGAGGACUGGCUGACAGUGUGCCUCAAGUACCUGCUCUUUGUUUUCAACUUUCUGUUCUGGGUGGGUGGAGCUGCUGUGUUGGGUGUAGGAAUCUGGACACUGGUGGAGAAGAGCGACUACUUGAGUCUGCUGGCGUCCAGCACUUUUGCUGCCUCAGCGUACAUCCUCAUCCUGGCAGGCAGCCUGGUGGUGGUUACUGGCUUCUUGGGCUGUUGUGCUGUGAUCCGGGAGCAGAGGAGCUGUCUGUCUGUGUAUUUCGUCUGCCUGUUGUUGGUCUUUUUGAUUGAACUGGUGGCUGGAGUACUGGCCUACGUAUACUACCAGAGGCUGAGUGAGGAGCUCAAGCAGCAUCUCACCCAGACAAUGACAGAGAACUAUGCCCAGCCAGGGAAGGAGACCAUCACAUUAGCUGUGAACAGCCUACAACAGGAUUUCAAAUGUUGUGGCAGCAACAACUCCCAUGAUUGGAUGGCAAGUGUGUACAUUUCAUCAAAGCAGGCAGAAGGCAGGGUGGUACCUGAUAGCUGCUGUAAGACCAUCACUCCUUAUUAUUGGGGCAGGAGAGACCACCCCUCCAACGUCUACAAAGUGGAGGGUGGUUGCAUCACUAAGCUGGAGCGCUUUCUGGCAGACCACCUGUUGGUCAUUGGUGCUGUGGGAAUAGGAGUGGCCUGUCUGCAGCUGGCAGGGGCAGCCUUGACAGCCUGCUUUAUCUAUCUGCUCUAUAAAGAAGAGGAAGAGGACUUCGGUACAUUAUGAUUUAGCUCUAGAGCAUCUUUGUGGUUUAAUCAACUGGAGAGACCAGAUAUGUGGAAUGGUGUUCACCUGCUUCUUGUACAGAAGGAUCAAGUUGGACCCUUACUGAACAUACCAGGUCCCCAACACACCACCUUCAACAGGCAGAUGGAACAAUGACCUGCGGACUCCUAACAUCCUCUGAAUUUUAAGCUCAGACCUGAUGUUCCAGGUCACCCAUGUUGCAGUCAGAAACACAUUGUGCCAUUUACCAAACAGGCUGAUUUUUGGUUCCUUUUGUACAGUGUAGUUCUACUGGGCUUUGAACCACAGAGCUUACAGUAUACUGACAUAAAUAUCU
Molecule: messenger RNA, 1360 nt
Organism: Monopterus albus (swamp eel)
Lineage: Eukaryota; Metazoa; Chordata; Actinopteri; Synbranchiformes; Synbranchidae
Gene: tspan11
Product: tetraspanin 11
Exons: 9
Coding region: 238-1023 (261 amino acids)
Cellular component (GO): plasma membrane
Source: RefSeq, a predicted model, not a curated record